Messenger RNA from Camellia sinensis, 513 nucleotides. The record is from RefSeq and is a predicted model, not a curated record. Lineage: Eukaryota; Viridiplantae; Streptophyta; Magnoliopsida; Ericales; Theaceae.
AUGGUAUCCGAAUAUUCAACUUGGUUGGCCAACAUUGUUCCGGUUCCAAAGAAAGACAGCAGAAUCAAAGUUCGUGUCGGCUUCAGGGAUUUGAAUAAGGCUAGUCCUAAGGACGAAUUUCUAUUGCCACACAUUGAUGAGUUGGUAGACUUCACCACCGGCUAUGCCUUAUUUUCGUUCAUGGAUGGGUUUUCGAGGUACAACCAGAUCUUGAUGGUGCGAGAGGACAAAGAACGCCAUGGGUUGGUUAAAGGAAGAGCAGUAGCAGAAUUUCUAGCAGACCGCCCAGUUAAGGGAGAUGAAGAUAUAGAGUACUUGUUCCCCGAUGAGGAGAUCUUGCAGGUAGAAGAAGAGACGUGGAAAAUGUACUUUGAUGGAACGGCUAACCAGUACGGUUAUGGAAUAAACGUGUUGCUUAUAGCACCUGAUGAUUCCCAUAUACCCCUAGCUUUCAAACUCCAUUUCAAAAUAUCCAACAAUGAAACAGAGUACAAGGCGUGUAUUACUGGAUGA